Molecule: messenger RNA, 774 nt
Organism: Malania oleifera
Lineage: Eukaryota; Viridiplantae; Streptophyta; Magnoliopsida; Santalales; Ximeniaceae
Product: NDR1/HIN1-like protein 13
Exons: 1
Coding region: 1-774 (257 amino acids)
Cellular component (GO): plasma membrane
Source: RefSeq, a predicted model, not a curated record
AUGUCUCUUCCCAUGGAGGAGCGGCCUGCCACCCAUGUUGACGACGACCAUCCUCCGCCGCUAGAACCCCCGCCGGCCCACCACUUGUCCUCGGAAACCUACGUCGUUCAGGUCCCCAAAGACCAAAUCUAUCGGAUCCCUCCCCCGGAAAAUGCCCAAAUUGUCGAAACCUACCGCAACCCCGCCGGCCGCCCCAAAAAUGCCUUCUCUUCUCGCUGGCGGUGGAUCCUCGUGGGCGUCGCCGCCGUCGCACUUGCUGUUACCAUCGCUUUUGGUCUCUACUCUAUAAUAUUGAGCCCUCAGAGCCCCACAUUCUCCGUCGAGCAUGUGAUCGUGAAGGACCCGCAACCUUCUCCCAACAAAAAAUGGCACCCGCAAUUUGAAAUUUCGUUGCUGGCCACAAAUCCAAAUUCCAGAAUGGGCAUUUAUUACGAAAGAGACGGACGUGCCACUCUCUCUUUUAAGGAAAAGCAGAUUGCGACGGGCGAAUUCCCCGCAUUCUUCCAAGAGAGCAAAAAUUCGAGGACGGUUCCGGUGGUGGUCGCUGGCUCGGGUAAGGAUUUGCCCCAUGAGGUUCAGGAGAGACUGAAAGAUAAGAACUCGACGGCGGUGGUUUCGCUGGGUUUCAUGGUGGAAGCUCCCGUGAGGAUGAAGGCUGGGGCGGUGCAGACGCGGGGCAUGGAGAUGACCAUCGAGUGCGAAUUGAAGGUCAAGAAGUUGGCGACGGGUGGCCGCCCUUUGUCAGCUCAUUGUGACACGAAGUUGAAGAACUAG